Molecule: messenger RNA, 5335 nt
Organism: Scophthalmus maximus (turbot)
Lineage: Eukaryota; Metazoa; Chordata; Actinopteri; Pleuronectiformes; Scophthalmidae
Gene: il2rb
Product: interleukin 2 receptor, beta
Exons: 10
Coding region: 1976-3646 (556 amino acids)
Biological process (GO): cytokine-mediated signaling pathway; immunoglobulin mediated immune response
Cellular component (GO): external side of plasma membrane
Molecular function (GO): cytokine receptor activity; protein binding
Source: RefSeq, a predicted model, not a curated record
UUUCACUCCUACACAGAAUCCAGUUACAUCUUUUCCCCGGUGUGGAUUUUGCUUUGUCUUAUUGUGAAUCACUUGCAGACAUGUUAUUGGUCCAGUUAAUGGCGCUCUACAUACUCACAAAUUCAACCCUUCUUGCGUUUUGUGCUAAAAAUGACACUUCACCUCAGAGUGUUUAGCGUUGGGACUGUGUGUGAAUCAUUUUGCCGAAGGUUAAUAAACAACACCACUGAUCUUACUCAACUCAGGCUUACAGGAAUUACCAUAUUAGAUUUUUUUGAAUUUGUGCAUUAGAUGAGUCAAAAAACAGUGAGAGCGAAUGUGGUGCCAGAAUAUAAAAUUCUACAGUUUUAUGCUGUUUUGGGUUGUUUUUUUGUAGAGCUACAGGUUGUGAAAUAUGCGUGUGUGUGUGUUUGUCCCCCCCGUCUUUGUGGUCUGCGGAUGGAGACUGUUUGCUUGUUGCCGUCUAAACAGCGCUAUGGUCUUCUUUCCGCUUCGGCAGCUCCCCGCCUCAGGCAUGGCAGUGUUUGACCUUUCGACGUAGUUCUGUAUGGUUGUCUUCCUCCUACACCUCCUCUGCACGCAUCGACCCUCACCCGCCGUUGCCCCCCCCCCUUUACCACUGCUGGCUGAUGCUGACACCUUACUGACUGCAGGAAGUAGUGGGCUAGUGAGGGGGGAGUGGUGGUGGUGAGGUCGUGAGGUCGUGCAUGCUCGGACCUUCUGCAGGCCUGAACGCAGUCCGGCACCCAAACCAGAAAACCGUCCAAUUGCUUAGUUCAUACAGUGUUGUGUUGCAACAAGCUGUUGAAUGUGUGAACGCAUUGUGGUUUGUUGCACAACAGCCUUUCAAUGAACGUUGACAUUGAGAUAAACAACUUAGAUACCGGGGCAUACGCGUAAAAUCUUUAAAUAUGGCAGAAAGCCAUAUUCACUGCACUCACCAGUUAACAUUUGACAACAAAAGGUUUGAUGGUAACUGUGUGAACGUGUGGAUGUUUUACUCCCUUGAUGACAACAUGGCUCUGUUUUCAACAUCUGGUUUAACAGGCCUCCCUAAAAAUCUGACUAUGGCCCUUUUACACAAAAUACACACAUUCACCCUUAAUUUCCAGAAUAUCUAUAGGAAGUGUGUGUCAUUCUUCAUGGACAGUGAUGGACAGACAAACAAACUAACAUUUAGAGGAAAUCUUUUGAGUGUCUGUGGUUAAAGAAAUGCUUGGUGAAGAUCAGGCUGCUGCUUUAACUUUCAACCGUUUUUCCUCCUCCCUGUACAGAAGCACUCAUAUUAAACUCGUCUGUGGUGGUUAUGGCUGAAACAUCAGUGGUUUUGACGCUGUGCAACUUUUUUUUCUUGUGUGUUGUGUGAGUGCAUCUGAAAUAACCCCAUGGUUCUAAAUCUGGUAGCUUCUGGUAGCAUUUUUAAUCCUCUGAAUCUCAAGUUUCAGCAUAGUUUCAUUGGCACAAACCACUUCAUAGGACAAGUUUCUCUUCAUACAACCCACUUUACGUUGUGAUUGAAACAGGAUGUGGUGUAGCAUUUUAUUUCUUCUUUUCAGUACAAUUAUUAUGUUAAAAGCCGUGACAGCAUCCUGGUUUGGGCUGUUGGUACUGAGCAGGGUGUCGGUGCUCCCCCCACCCCGGCCUGUCCUCUCUCUCUCUCUCUUUCUCUCUGUCUCUAUCACUCGCAGCUUCAAGAGACUUCCUGUAAGCGCCAGACACUCGCUGUGGUUAAAAGUGGAAAAUGUCACUGGGCACUUAAAAGAAGUGAGCAGAGUGAGAAUGAGGAGACAGAGGGAUGAGUGUGAGUGUCAGAGAGAGAGAGAGAGGUAAGAUUGAUCAAGAGAGUGACAGUGAUGUGCAAGUAGAAAGAAAGGAGGAGAGAAAGAGAAAAGAGACGAGGGUCACCAGUCCAGAGGAGAAGACCACAAUGUGAUUCCUCUCGGGGACCCCCUGCUACCUUGACUGACCAAGACUAAUGAGUCGUAUUGUGGCCAUGGCCAUGGAGAUGUCGUGGCCCUUAUGUGUCCUGAUAGUUCUGUUUUCGGCGGAUGCAGCCAACUCCCACAAACGGUCGCAAGGACUCUCCUGUGUAAAUGACUUUGUCAACAAUGUCAACUGUACAUGGAACAGCACUCCGGUGGCUCCUGGUGUCAACUGUUGGAUCCAUGGCACGAAGAAAAUCUGGUUCUUUGAGAACAACACAAGACAUUCCAGACUUAUGACUCAAAGCUGCAAGCUGAAACAACACAAAACCUCUCCUCCAGGCUGUAGUUUUUCCUUCGAAAAUGAAGAAUUCAACUUCUUUGAAGUCAACAACAUCAGUGUGGAGUGUAAUGGCAAGUUUUUGGAGAACCUCACAAAUUAUAGGCCGCGCAGUCACAUAAAGAUGAAUCCUCCAGGUGUCCCCGCUGUCAGCAGCGCUGCUAAUGAGACCCGCAUAUCAUGGAGUCCAGGCAGUCUUCAGUCAGGCUUAAUCCAAACCUUUGACUUCCAAGUUGAGAUCAAACUAAAAAAACAGACAAGGGCGGAAGUCAGUACUUUGUAUACACAAGAACAACAGCUAAGAAUACCUGCUUGGAAGCUUAAAGGCCCCUGCCAGGUCAGGGUGAGAGUCAAGCCCAGUGACAGGCAUAACAGCCACUGGAGCGACUGGAGUCCGACAACAUCCUGGACUGGAGCAACAGAUGUGGCAAGAACACCAACGGAUCAAGAUUGGCUGCCGAUGCAACUGGUCAUGUGGGCAGUGCUGUUGACUGUGGGUUUCCUUGUUGCAACGCUGGUCUUUCACAUUAGCUGCGUGACUAAGGGGCAUCUCAAAUUGAAGCCGGUACCAAACCCUUCCAAAUACUUCCCCACUCUCCACUCUGUCCACGGAGGCCAUCUGAAGAAUUGGCUGAAUCCUCAGUCUGCUUCUGAAACAUUCUUCACUGUUCAGCCAUGUGACCACAUCUCCCCGGUGGAGGUGGGUGAAAGCUGGAAGGUGGUCCCCUCCACCUCUCCCUCCUCCAGCUCCACCAUCGCACUGCUCCACAUCAGUAGCUACCCCUCUGCUGGCUCGGACACUAGCAGGGCUGUUCGUGAUUCUUCCUCCUGCUUCUCUAACAUGGGCUACUUCAUGUCCAGCUACUCCAGCAGCGUAGCUCGAUCUGACACCAAUCCUGCCUACUUCACCUAUCAGGAUGAAUUCCACAAUGAUCCCAACUUUCACCUCGCCCUCUGCCCUUCCCUCACCUGUCUUUCAGCCUACGAGAGCUUGAAGAGGGAGCCACAGAGCCCAGACUCCGGUUUUGGCUUUGGACAGGAAGAUGAAGAGGACAAGAAAAAUGAAAAGGGCACGGAUGUAGAAGGGGAAGGGGUUUCAGAUGAUCUCCAGAGCUCACCUCUUCUUGUCCUCCCUCUGCAUCCUCCUCCCCGGGUGUGCCCUCCCUCCUCUGCUCCAGCCCCGCCUCAUCUUCCCAGUCUAAAUCAGACAUGCUCUGAUAGCCAAGAGGAAGAUGCGCCUGUGGUAGAUGCAUGUGAAAACUAUGCGGCCUGGCCGAUAGCUGGUACCAUGUGCAGGUCUUCCUCAAUGCCCUCUGAGCCCGGCAAAACAGGCUAUCUCACCCUCAAAGAACUUCAGACCACAUUUAGCAAUAAAUCCAUAUGAAAAGUUCAGUGGAUGCAGGAGAAUCCUAUGUGCGAUCAUUUCAAUUUUAAAUUUGACCUGUGUUCACACCUCGAGCAACGAGACAGGUUGUAUGUACAUUACAGUCUGAUUGCAGAGCAACCUGCGACAGCGUUUAUGGAUUGCCCGUGUGCAGUUUUGACUUAAGAAGAAUAAUUGCAUUUUAACCAAUCUUUUGUAACAAUUACACUUUAAACUUACAUUGAUUCCUUUGGCUCCUUGGGGGCAGCAGAACAGGCUUACAACCGACACAGAUGUCAUGGUUCACUUUUAAGCAAACUUUUUAUUUCUCACCCAGUAAACGCAACGCAACAAGGAAACAAGGCUGAUAGAAGCAGUUACAGUGAAAAUCAAGACAAUGAGAUGAACCAAAAACCUAUGUAGAACUGAGGGGAACUGCAUUGUUGGUUGUUGCCAUUAAGGGUUGAUUUUUAACAUCUUUUAUAAUUUCCCAUCAUCCUAAUCUAUUAAUAUAGCCAGUUAGAAAAUGCUUCUCAGGUAGAAUUAAUUAGAAAAAAUAAUAAUGAUCUUUUUUAUACUCAAAGCAAUCUAGCAUUACUUCAGAGCUCACCCCACCAACAAUUAGCUCUGUUUUUCUCUGCUGUAAUUAUACCUGUAAUUGAUAAGGUCGUAAUUUCAUCCACUUAGCUUCGGAAGAACAGUUACUGUACAUUGAUGUGUCAUGGUGGCAUAAGUUUGUAAAGAUAUACAUGUAAACCAUCAACAAAGCGUUUGACACAACAUGGUCAAAGAACAACCUGACCAGCUCAGUUUGUAGGACUGCUGUGGCAUAAUGCAGCGGAUACAUACUCUUUGUAGAAUGGUGAACAGAAAAUCAAAUGCGCAACCUUUUGAGGGAUUCCUGACAAGUACUUUUAAUGCUUCCUUCUUUAGUUUCAGUGAUCACUUUAAACUAAAUGCUACUGUCAGUUAUUAAAGCGAUUCAAAUGCAUUUGGCAGUUUGCUUUUUACUUUACUUUUUUCUUACAAAAAACAAAUGUCGUGAGAGCUCUUAAAAAACUACUACAAAAAUAAAAUUAAAAUAAAUAAGAAAAAACUGAAAAGUAAAAAAAACUUAAUUCUUGCAGGAUUUCGAAAGCAGUGACUGAUUCAGAAGUGCUUCCGUUGAUAGUAUUAAAUUAAAGAACAUGUAAGCAUUACUGCGGGGUUGAAGCAUUAGACAGUAGUAUAGCAUAUGUCCACUGUUCUCACUUGCGCUCUAAUGUUUUGUGUGAAAUUAACUCUAUAGCAGAUUUGUAGAUUUUAUUGACACUGGUCAAAGGAAAGGCAGCUGGUUGUUGUCAGUCACUGGCAUUUGUUUGCACUUCAUGCAUUUGUAAGAUAUCAAAUCACCAUUUUUAAUCAUCAUUUAUCAUCUGUAUCUACAGUAAAGUGUGUUUGGGGGUGUGCGUCCGUACGUGUUUGUGUGUGUGUGUGUGUGUGUGUGUGUGUGUGUGUGUGUGUGUGUGUGUGUGUGUGUGUGUGUGUGUGUGUGUGUACAGACAUAACAGGUUUAGAACCAUGUUUAAUGGACUGCUUAUUCUACAUUUAUCUAAAUCAAUGAGGUCAGAUAUAAAGGUUGCUACCCUGCACAUGCAGUAUGUUUCCAUUGCACUGACUGACAUCUGUAUCGAGACUAGACAAAAUAAAAGCUCCAGUGGAAAUGGGUCA